UCAUCACCGGAAUUCAUCGAAAAAAAACUGCUAUUCAAGUUUUAAAUUUCUUUCCUUAAAAGUGUCGUGAUCUCUGGAUAUAUAGUGAAAACCCCCUUAAGGAUAUCAAAAAUGGGGGGCUAAAUAAUUUUCAGUGUUUAGUUUUUGUUCCGCAAGUUGAAUGAUCUACGAACAUGCUCCAUCAGUGAGCUUUUUCUCCCCGAUAAGGCCGAAGCGCACUUCAGCGCGGCGGGGUGGCCCCAAUGCCAGCCAGGAAGGGCCUCCUCGCCCCCCAGAAUACUUUCCUUGACACCAUCGCCACACGUUUCGAUGGAACACACAGCAACUUUGUGUUGGGAAAUGCGCAGGUGCCGACGAUUUAUCCGAUCGUCUACUGCUCCGAUGGAUUCUGUGAGCUGACAGGAUUUGCGCGAGCGCAAAUCAUGCAAAAAGGUUGCGCUUGCAAAUUUCUAUAUGGUCCGGAAACGAAAGAAGAAGAAAAGGCAAUGAUCGACAAAAGCCUCGAGAGCAAAACCGAACUCAAGCUGGAGGUGACCUUUUACAAAAAGAGCGGUAGUCCGUUCGACUGCCUACUCGAUAUCGUGCCAAUAAAAAACGAGAAAGGUGACGUCGUCCUCUUUCUGGCCUCACACAAGGAUAUAACGCAUACAAAAAAUCUUCAGCUCUGUGAGUUAUACGACAGUGAUGCAAAUGGCAAUCUCGACCCCGAAGCUCCGCCAGCCAAUUAUGGCAGAAGAAGAAGUCGUGCCGUCCUAUAUCAAUUGUCAGGCCAUUAUAAGCAGGACAGUAAACAUAAAAUUAAGCUAAAUAGUACUCUCCUUCAUUCCACGGCGGCGCCGCUUCCAGAAUAUAAGACCUCAGCAAUUAAAAAAUCCCAAUACAUCUUAAGCCAUUAUGGGAUUUACAAGACGUGUUGGGAUUGGCUUAUUCUCAUAGCAACAUUUUAUGUAGCAGUGGUGGUACCUUACAACGCAAGUUUCAUUAACACUGACAGGCCUACGAUGGUCAGCGAUGUCGUCGUCGAGGCUCUCUUCAUUACCGAUAUCAUUUUCAACUUUCGAACAACGUACGUGAACAGGAAAGGAGAGGUAGUCAGCAACAGCAAAAGCAUCGCUGUGAAUUACUUGAAGAGUUGGUUCUUAGUUGACCUCGUAGCAGCUCUACCUUUUGACCUCCUCUAUGCCUCUGACGUCUACAGUGGAGAGGAAUCAGGUCACAGUCAUAUCCAUCUGGUGAAGCUCACCAGGUUACUGAGGCUGGCUCGCCUUCUCCAGAAAAUGGACAGAUAUUCUCAGUACAGUGCAAUGAUACUAGCAUUGCUGAUGAUUUCCUUCACUCUCGUUGCCCAUUGGCUGGCCUGCAUCUGGUAUGUCAUCGCAGAAAAGGAAAGAUCACGAAAUGACAAAGAUUGGAAUCUUGGCUGGAUUCAUAUUCUCGCAGAAAGGCUCAAAAUUCCCGUUGAAAAUGUGACGCAUAUUGAGAGUUACGUGACAGCGUUAUAUUUCACCUGCAGCAGUCUCACGUCUGUGGGAUUUGGAAACGUAUCAGCUAAUACUACACCCGAAAAAAUAUUCUCCAUCAUGAUUAUGCUCGUCGGAGCCUUAAUGCACGCAGUGGUAUUUGGUAAUGUGACUGCAAUCAUACAAAGGAUGUAUUCAAGAAGGUCAUUAUAUCAAUCGAAAUGGAGGGAUCUGAAAGAUUUUCUUGUUCUUCACUCUAUACCAGAUGAGCUCAAGCAAAGAAUGCAAGACUACUUUCAGACGAUGUGGUCACUAAAUCACGGUAUCGAUAUUCACGAGACUCUCAAAGAGUUCCCGGAAGAGCUACGGGGCGACGUAUCGAUGCACUUACACCGAGAAAUUUUGAGUUUACCCAUAUUCGAAAGUGCUUCUCAAGGAUGCCUCAAACUCCUCUCGCUUCACAUAAGAAGCAAUUUCUGUGCUCCGGGCGAAUUCCUUAUUCACAAGGGCGAUGCUCUAUCUUAUAUUUAUUAUCUUUGCAACGGCAGCAUGGAAGUUAUGCAAAACAGCAUGGUUGUUGCCAUUUUAGGCAAGGGAGAUUUGGUAGGUAGUGAUAUUAAUGCACAGCACCCUCACCAUGGGGGAAGUGGAAGUGGCAUUGUGUCUACAGACGUUGUGGUGAAAUCAAGCUGUGACGUCAAAGCGCUGACAUACUGUGAUCUCAAGUGUAUCAACAUGCAGGGUUUGGUUGAUGUUUUGCGACUUUACCCAGAAUACCAACAAGUAUUCUCAAAUGAAAUUCAUCACGAUCUUACGUAUAACCUUCGUGAGGGUUAUGAAGCUGAGCAAGAGUUAGACAUGAACGGUCCGUCGUUGACUCUUCCGUCAAUUAGUGAGGAUGAUGAAAACGUUCCAGAAGAAGGUGAAACCUCCCCAUUAUCACCCCCUAACAGAUCGCCCUUACACGCAGCAAGUAGCCCGCGUCACGCGAAAUUCAGAGAAGGAAGAAGGCCGCUAAAAGCAGUUUUAGUUAGAAGUAGAACCACCACUGCUCCUGUCCACGAAAAUGUAGAAGAUCAUUAUCGAGGAUCAGUCGAAAGACUAGAUACACAAGUUUCUACUUUACAUCAAGAUGUCACAAUGCUCAGUUAUGAGGUAAGAAAUGCGAUUCAAGCUUUGCAAAUCCUGGCAAGCUCGCCUCAGAGUAAUCCCAAUCUUCCGUUGCCAAAUGGAAGAUCAGGAAGUGGGGUUUUGGCAAGAAGCUCAUCACAUCCUCCAGAUGCACUUUGUUGGAAUCCACCUCCUAGAUUGAUGGACGUUUGCACACAAUCGGAUUGGCCAGUUGACCUUUUGGAAAUUUGGGUCCGUUCUGACCCACAUCGUGUGCUCAAAAUUUUGGGUCUUGAUCCCGACGCCGUCCUGAGGCCAGCUCCUCCUUCGCCCACACCUUCCCCAUCUUCUCCACCACCACCACCUUACGAACCCCUUUCUCCAUUAGGUGGUACGCCUUCCAGAUCACCAGCCGAAUCUCAAGGCAAUUAUGAAUUUAGCAACGAUGGUGAUCAUCGAGGGAUUUCGAGAGUGUACCGAGUACCCUGGGAUUCCGAUAACAAAGUGUCUCAUCGAUUUAGUGCCGGGGAUGCUGAUCAUUCUUCAUCGCUUUAUCAAAACUUUAGCAAUCUGCGACGACUUCCGGAAACACGUUCUUUGACCUUCGAUCCUUUCGACAGCUGAGCAGCAGAUAAAUUAGAAUCGAUUAAAACAAAAAACAAUUGAAAACUCACUGCUCAUCAAUUUUCUUCAUCGAACUUCAUCAAUCUCGUUAAUCAAACCACAAACACUCUGUCCGAAAAAAUUAAACUUUCAUAAAUAUUAAAGGAGUAAAAAUUGUCUCUUCACUUGGACAUGUAAAUAUUUUAGGAAGCUUAUCUUACCUACGAAAGACCUUUUUAGUAGGGAUUUGUUCCCUCAGACGGAAUACAUUUUUCUGAAGAUAUUUAUAAUUUUUGUGUAGAUAUUAAAAACUUUGAGUGAAAUAUUAAUUCACCUACUUCAUAUCUAUAGAGUCGAGGAGAUAAAAUUAUGCUCUAAAUUUCAUAUCAAAUCUUUAAAAAAAACUUUGUCAAAUAAAUUUUUAUCUUUACAAAUCAAUAUUAAAAGAGGAUUUUACGUAUUUAUAGAGAUGUUAUUGCCUACGUAUAAUCAUAAAUGAUUUAUUGUCUAUAAAAAUGAUGAAUUAUGCCAAUCUGAGCUAAUUUUAUCGGAGACAUAUUUCAUCUUUAUAGGUACAAUGAAUUCAUUAUUACGCUAAUAACGGAGAGGGUAUCCACUCUUUUCACGCUGAUUUCACGUGAGAAAGAAAUUACGUUUGAAGGGAGAAGAGAUAGAUUUCAGAUCCUGACAUUAAUUCGGUGCUUUAAUUUUUAUAUUGCGAAUACAAUUUACGUCUUCUUGGAAUUUAGUUACAUCGUACAAUCCCGGAGGGAAUUACUCGAGCAAUGUUAUCUCUUAGGUUUUGUAUCCUUUACCGAGCCAAUUUUUCACUCCCGAGCCCCAAACCUAGUCCAACAUCCUACGAUGAAAAUGUCCACCAGGCUAAGAAAAAGCUACUUUUAGCCUUCCUGAAUAAUUGGUUUUCUCAUUGCCCGUGAUCUUUUAAAUUUUUUGUCAGUCUGGCUGAUUUCUGAUAUUUUAGAAAAGAGACUGAUACAAAUGUUUGCCAAUUGUAUCGCACUAGGAAUAAAUCUUUUUAUUUGAGAUUUUUAUAUUCAAAACAUGUUUGUUGUUAUUUCUGAUUUUUGGCAGUCGUCCAAAUUUUUGCAGAGCUCGAAUUUGGAAUAUGUUUUGUUUGAAAGCAUUUUAAAUUUAAGAUCCUUUGUUAAAGAGAUGGGACGCAUAAGAAGAUAUAAAUAAAUAUCAAACAUUCAUCGAGAAUUUUGGAUCACUAACUUUGACUUUCUUCUUACAAAAUCUAUCUGGAAAUCAUAUCCAGAAACUUAUAACAUAUCAGGCAAAUAUCACUAUUCUUAACCAUUGUUUCAAUGACGGCAAAGAAUUCGAUUUCAAACAAUAAUGAGCACAAAUUUAAAACUUUCUCGUAUUGAAAAGUGAUUAGUUAAUAAUUAUAUUGUUAUUUCCUAAAUAAUGAGGCGCUGUUUAGAAAAACACGUGGAGAUUCGUGUGCAUACUUAUACUCUUCCUAUCGAAGUUUCAUAUCAUUCCAUAUCAUAGAUCGUACGUAUUUGCUGCUGUGAUGCGUUAGACAUAUUCAUUAAUUCACACUUCAAAUUCAAAUAUAAUAUGUAUAAUUAGUUCAUCUGUAAAACAUGCUUCAAUUUUGUAUGCAUCGACCUUUUUUCAAAUAUCUCCCAUUUUCAACUCUCUAUAGAGUACAAUACAUUUUUUAUUGAUUUUAAAAAAAACGCUUUCAAACUGUCAUACACAACAAAAUCUCACAUAGGAUGCAAAGUGUUUCAGACAGUAUUGUCAGUUCCAUUAUUUUGGAAAAAGUGCACAGCACUGUUAAACAUUGAACGCAAUUGACGUCCAAUAUUUAGGCACAUAGUUAAUAAAAAUAAUAGUAAUUUUAGGAAAUCAAAUUGAAGAAAGAUCAAAAUAUACCCCAUCUAUCGGGAAAUUUGUGUCUUUAAGAAUGAAAUUGUACGACGGAAUAGCACGUUGCAAAUAGAAGGCUCAGCAUACAAAUUUAAGUUUAUGCUACAAUUUAAAUUAAGUUUAUUAUAAUAAGUACGCUGGGCGCCACUGUGUGUUUGUAUAAUUAUAAAAAAAA
This is a messenger RNA of Belonocnema kinseyi, 5250 nucleotides long. It is a transcript of the gene Elk, whose product is annotated as potassium voltage-gated channel subfamily H member 8. Gene Ontology annotation, molecular function: voltage-gated potassium channel activity. The coding region runs from base 243 to 3194 and encodes 983 amino acids. The transcript is spliced from 16 exons. The record is from RefSeq and is a predicted model, not a curated record. NCBI's taxonomy places the organism in Eukaryota, Metazoa, Arthropoda, Insecta, Hymenoptera, Cynipidae. Gene Ontology annotation, cellular component: membrane. Gene Ontology annotation, biological process: regulation of membrane potential; potassium ion transmembrane transport.